This is a messenger RNA of Liolophura sinensis, 3860 nucleotides long. RefSeq names its product zinc finger protein 236-like. Gene Ontology annotation, biological process: regulation of gene expression. The transcript has 6 exons. NCBI's taxonomy places the organism in Eukaryota, Metazoa, Mollusca, Polyplacophora, Chitonida, Chitonidae. The record is from RefSeq and is a predicted model, not a curated record. The coding region runs from base 354 to 2786 and encodes 810 amino acids. Gene Ontology annotation, cellular component: nucleus.
CCCUUUGCGGCUACAUGUUCACAUGGACGAGAAAAUCGUCACGUCUAUCCAAUGCACCGAAAAAACGGGUGCUGUGUGGGAUGUUCUUGAAAAAUGAAAGAUGGAAUCGUGUAUAAGACUCUCUAUGCAUGCAACAACAACGACAUCACACUAUCGCCGACGGUAGCCUAACCGCAUAAUACAUGUGUCAUGGGUUGUAGGCUGUGAAAUUGUCAGGUCAUGGUUGUCAUAUACUUAUGGUGAUUCUUUGAGAUGACAUUGACAGGGCUCUGUGUUGUGCAAUGGCAGAUUGUAAUUACAUGUAUGGGAAGUGAUUGAGGAAGCAGUAUAUUGAGUGGUAUUAAGAUGUUGAUAUGAAGAUGGAAUUGAACAGGAGGUUACAGAGAGUGGUAGAGGUGCUCCCAACAGGACCUGCCUCCCCAAUAUGGGACCUGGAUGGGACAGACUCACCAAUAGCGUCAGAAGCCUGUCCAAUGUCGUCCAUGUCAGAUCUGGUGUCAGCGGAGUCUAAUAUUGGGUGUUCCUCACCAGGCCUAUCCUCCUCAUCACUGUUACCUGAUCCGUGUUUAGGGGGUAUAGGUGACCUGGGUGAUGGACUUCACGGUGAUGGUGGGCUGUUUGACACAGCUCAGGUGAGCUGCUCGUUCUCUGUCCCACCCGACAAUUCUGUCACAUCGCUGGAUUCUAUGAGCACAGGGCUGGACCCUUGUGACGAUAGCAAUGACACACUGAAACACUCGGGAGUCUCGUACAAUUUGUCAGAAUGUAACACCGACAUCCUGGACUGUGUGAAGGAUACCUGUGAUAAAACACCGGCUAGUCUCGUUUUCUCUGACCAGUCCUCGUUGGCUGUUGGUGAAGACUUCGCCAAGAUAGAUGAUGGGUCAGUUGUAGAUGAUCUACACGAGUCGUCUUGUCUGGGGCUUUCAUCUGAUGGCACAUCUCAACAACUGCCCAGUACAUGUGAUAGCAUUCCAGUGGCAAUCAGUGCUACCAGCUCCGCUAAUUUGACUGGAUUUAACUUACCUAUGCUACUGUCUUCUCCAUCAGGCCAGCCUGUGGCAACUAGUGUAGCUGAAGGUCUCACUGUUAUCAACUUGAAUAUUCCACUUGUUGCAAGCUCUUGUGCGCAGUCAUCAAAUACUACCAAUAACUGUUCUCUUAUCAGGGUAGGUCAGCAAAAUCUGGCAUUUACAAACUUAGUUCUAUUACAAGGACCGACCCCUGGAGCACCUGUGGCUUCAACUAGCUUUACAGUCCCCUCAUGCAAUUUAGUGACAGCAUUACCAUGUUUGCGGCAGACUACCUCAAGCUUUGCUGGUCAGUACGUGCACGAGAGCCCUGGUCAGUCUGGUGUCCGUGUAACAGACCAACCAAUGUCCUCAGACACUAGUGAAGAACUGACCAAUGCUGUCUCUCUCCCAGUUAUUCUUAGCCCAGUGUCCACUGUCCCACCAGCAUUCCGGUUAGUGAGUUCUGUGUCUGAAUCCAACAAAACAGGCAGUACUGUUCACAGUCCCAUAUCCUCGCCUUAUGAAAACUCAUUUGAAAGCUCCAGUAGUGUGAAUGAGCAAAGUAUUGAAAUGGACACUAAUCGAUUCUUAAACUUAGAAACAGACUGUUUGCCUGGGUCUUCUCCUACUGUCUCUGAGGACAAGAGUACAGUGGCCAAUACUAACACCACAGAAGGUCAGACCUGCGACACUGGAGUGACAGCUAAAGGGAUAUCACCUCCUCCAGCCUCUUCAGCGGAUUUUUUAACUGUGAGAACACAAGAAGGUGGGACCAACAAAGGGCCAGAGUUAAGUGAGAAUCAGGUUUGUCCACAAGAUAAAACAAGUAUUAAGACGGAUGCAGAGCUGCGACCUGCAGAGACAUCAGGAGAAUUGCCUGGUGAGGCUCUCUCCCCUCAGGUGCCACAUGGGCCAAGUGCCACAAGCCUGUCGGUGACCAGUUUGGUACAGCUGAUUCCUGCUAAGAAGCCUCCCCACAUUUUCCGGUGUGACUUGUGCAGUGCCACUUUCAACCGUUUGGGGAACUAUUCUAGGCACAGGAUGAUCCAUACUGUUCAUGUUAAGGAUGACUAUCGGUACAAGUGUGAGCACUGUGAACGAAUGUUUCUACAGAAAUGUGACCUGAAACGACAUCAGCUGAUACACACUAAGGAAGAACCCUACAAGUGCUCUGUGUGUUCUAAAGGGUAUAUCAGACAAAGUGAUCUGCGGGUUCACAUGAGGUUUCACAAUCGAGAGAAAGUCUUCAAGUGUUCCUACUGUCCCAAGAAUUUCUAUCAGUCGGGAGAUUUAAACCGACAUGUGAGGUCAGUGCACCUUCAGACUAAGAUGCUGACAUGUGGACAUUGUGACCAACCGUAUGGGUAUGCUAAGGAAGCCACGCUGAUACGCCACAUGCAAACCAAGCAUAAAGACAUCAUCCGGCAGUCUUUAAAACAAAAGUUGGGGGCCAGUAUGGAUAGUGAUAAUACAGAGUCAGCUAAAGAAACUGGCAAGAAGGAAGCUGUGGAGGUCAGCUCAGCAGUACAAGUACCAUCGAGAUCUGCAGCUGUUGUUCCGAUACCUGCAGGGGGGAAUACCCAGGAGAGCUUGCGUCCCAUGGUGCCUGUGCAGAAUGGAUUAGGCACUAAUGCCCACUGCAACACCCAACAGACAGCACUGGGAAAUGAUUCGUCUGAGUGCCCAGUAGGGGAUGGGGACAGUCAGGCCACUCAUCAGAACUUACACCCCCCUGCUACUAUCGCUACACAUGAGAAAAUGAAGAUAUCUUAGCUUGUAUGUGACACUUGCCUUCUAAACCUCUCUAUUUAUACCUUGUAAUGAACAUAGCUUGUGUCUGCCACUUGCUUGCUAAACAUCUAUUUGUAUCUCUGCACUUGAGUAUGUUGUUAAACACAAAUCAAACAGAAAUAAAUAUUUUAAUUUAAAUAAAUUUAAAUCUUAUAAGCUGUUUGAAGAUCUUCAAGAAAUGAAGAAAGUUCAGAAAUAUAAUUUUAUGGAUGUAUUGUAUUAAUUUAAAAGUGUUUUUUUUUUGUGGCUAAUUUUGUGUUGAAAUAUUGUCCACGACUCUUACAAAAAGAAAUUAAUUUAUCCUGCCGUAUUUACAUUUUGUGAUGGACAUAUACUUGCACAUUAUAGAAUAUGGUUGUGCUUCACUGGAUAAACACAUGGAAAAUGAUGUAUUGUAAAUUGAAAUUUAUUGGUUUUGAUGAUAUAGCUAUGUCCCAUGUAUACCGUACAUCUAUCUCAAGAGCUGAAUCACCAUAAGGGCACACACAACCAUAGAAAAAAGAAAGAUAAUGAAAAGGAAGGAAAAACAUGAAAAUAUUGGCAUUGUUUGUGGGAUUUUAUUGACAGUAAGUCCACAACAGCAAUAAUGGGUUCCUUUGCACAAUCUUACGUUUGGUGGAUACUAUUACUCUUCCAUCAAUAUGUGUGGACAUGUUCCUCAGUAACUGCAAAAGUCAGAAAUUUUUUCCUGGACACUGUUCCUGUUUUCUUCCACUCAUGAAACUGACCGUCAGCAUUUAAGUAAAGAAUUUUGGAAUAUGGCUCUAAACAGCAACCAGAUAUUAUAUUUAUAAAGUGUGCCAUCAUUACAAAUUGCUCAGUGUUUAAUGGUUUUAUUAUCCUCUUGAUCUGAAACACAUUUGAGAGAUGGAUAGGUUUUUCAUAACAUACUUCUGUUAAAGGGAAAUAAGGAGCAACCUUAUUUUAAUUUUGUUCAGUAUUUUGACUUUUUGUAAAUGUAAUUUUUUUUUGUGUUUUUGCAAUUCAUAUACUUUGUACAGUGAAGCUAAUAGAUGACCUAUUGCCACUGUGGUAUACAUGAAUAAAAUAGAAACU